UAAUGACCAUCCUGGUUCAGAGAGGCUCUGAUUGUGUAACACAUUAGUGUUGGGCAGCAGAGGAGGAAGGUUCAGAGGCCGGGGUGCUUUUAUUCUGAAAGAAUGGGAUUGAUUUCUUUUGUCUAACUUUGGAACCUUUACAUAAACAGUCCGUUCUUUCUGCUUCUCUGGGAUUAUUGGUGUACUUCCGUUUUGAGCUUGAUUAUUCAAAAAAAAUCAAUUUUUUGUGUUUUUGUCAAUUUUCCGCCGCACAUCCAUCCAUCACAGCCUACAACAACAACAACAACAGCAUCGAGCUGAGAGGAGAGCAGCUCGUCGCGCGCGCGGCGGCGGCAGCCAAUCAGCGGCCUGGUUUCUCUUCAGCAUCUCUGAGGGCUUCAACCAUCGGCUGGACUCGAGCGCAGGCGGCGGGGAGGAAAGACACCUGAAGGCUUCUCGACGCGCUAAGAUGGUUUUGUGAAAUCGAGAGCGCGCUGGAGGAUUGCGUCACCAGCACAAGGAGAAAACAAAAGUCAGAGAAUCUUACCACGUCACUGAAGGAACCUAAAUCCCGCUCGAUGAUGGCAGACCAGAAAGACACUAUAGAGGACUUUAAGGUGCAGACGGCCAAGCACCCGAACGCCGGAUCAGUAGCGUUACGGCCACACAGCGAACACUCCAAAGACCGGACGUCCAAAAGGCUUUCAACUGAGUCCAAUGGAACCAGUGAUGGAGGCGCCGGCUCCUCCACGCCGGUCGAGUUGACCGCUCUGGAGGAGUCCUUUCGGCGGUUUGCCAUCCACGGAGACACCCGCGCCACCGGCAAGGAGAUGCACGGCAAGAACUGGUCCAAACUCUGCAAAGACUGCGGCGUGAUCGACGGCAAGAACAUCACCCUUACUGAUGUGGACAUCGUCUUCAGCAAAGUGAAGAAGAAAACGUGCCGCACCAUCACCUACGACGAGUUCAAGGCUGCGCUCGGAGAGCUGGCCAGGAAGAAAUACAAAGACAAGUCGGGGGAAGACGCCGAGGCGGAGGUCUUUAAGCUGAUCGAAGGGAAGGCGCCGGUCAUCGCCGGAGUCACGAGAGCCGUGGCCUCCCCGACCGUGAGCCGCCUGACGGACACCACCAAGUUCACCGGCUCGCACAAGGAGCGCUUCGACGAAACCGGCCGCGGCAAAGGGAAGGCCGGCCGGGUAGACAUAGUUGACACUUCCGGAUACGUCUCCGGAUACAAGCAUCGAGGGACGUAUGAGAAGAAAGUGAACAAACCCACAGAAGGUCGACCCAUGUGAGGGCAAAGACUACAGGAGGAUUUUCUAUUAAAAAAAACAUACUCAGAAAGCACAAAAGGUUUCAUAUAUUUUCCCGCUCAUCUAUUGUGUUUUUUUUUUUUUUCGUCUUUUUGAGGAGUUCUUCUCUUUGUGUAAGAACUGGAAAAAUGUUUACAUCUAUUUUUACAAAGUCGUCACCAGCUGGUACAUUCCUGUCUGAUAGCAAGUGACUGCCAAAACACCGAGAAGAACAAAUGCAACUGCUAUGCCAUGAGUAUUCAGUCUGUUAUGAUAGGGCCUUAUGUUUAUCGAGCACAAUGAACAACAUGCCAAGAAACGCAGAAGCAUUGCAACCGUCUGAUGAAUUAGCAACAUUGCACUUUUUAAUAGAAACAUUUUUACGACCAUAUUUAGAUGCAUUACAUUUUUCAGCACCUGAGGCGUUUUUAAUCCGCUUUUUGGCACACAGGUGAUUGAUGUUUGCGUCAAAACGCCUAUUUCAUACCAAGCAUUGUUGCACUAUUGCUUAAAAAACCCUGUUGUUCAGUUUUUAAUAAGGUCACUGGAGCAGAAAGUCUUAUUUAUUUGAAAACUUUAAAAGGGAUCGCUUUUAGGGUUCAUUUUUUCUUUUACAUACACAAACAAAAAUUAGGACUUUUUCAAAAUAAAAAUAAAAAAUGCCUUUUUGCUCAACAUAUCUGUGUUAGCUUGUGUUUAAAUGUGUCAUAUAUUCUUUAUGUCAAAAAAAUCCAUCCCUUCACGAAAAGUGUAAAAAGUCUUUUAAUUCUGAUAAAAGUGUUAACUCUCCAACAAAAGGAAACGUUAUUAGAUUGUGUUUUUUAACAUUUCCUCUUCAGACUAAAAUUGAUCUACUUUGUGGCACGACUGUAAAUAUUCAAGCCUAAUUUAAAACACUGGUUCUGUGUUUUUAUUUUCUCCUGUGAUGUGUUUUUUUUUUUGCAUGUUCUGAAUAUAUUGUUUCAUGAUGAUGGAGCAUCAUCUUUCUCUCUGAAACUGCUGUGCCAGACUAACAACUUUUGUGCUUAUUAAGAUGUCAUGGGUGAUAAAAUCUUGUGUUGCUUGAAGUCGCUGUUUGCAAAGUAAAUUAACCUUGAAUGCUACUCUUUAUUUGUCUGUACCUUUAAUGUUUAACCGACGAAGCAGGGUUUUUAUGUUUAUUUACAUCCACAUGAAAGGAGAAACAAAGAAGCCACUUUUGUAAGAUAUUUUUCCAAGAUAACAGUUUCUUGUGUUACAGGCCUGUAGCCUCAGCCGACGAAGAGUCAUGCAUCAAAACUAGCAGCUCGGUGUGUUUUUGUGGCUGCUGCAGUCGCCGGAGUAUCGUUACUGUGCUUCAAAUGAUGUGCACCGUUAUUGUGGAGAAACAAAAGUCCUUUCUAACAUGCUUAUUGUGACCCAGUGCAUGCCGUGUUUCCGCGUUUGUCCAGAUUUCUCCAGGUGUGUUCAUGAUUUAUAGUGCAUUAUUCAAAAAUAAAGAAGUUCCAACAUG
Messenger RNA from Oryzias melastigma (Indian medaka), 2763 nucleotides. Its product is annotated as tubulin polymerization-promoting protein. Gene Ontology annotation, biological process: positive regulation of protein polymerization; microtubule bundle formation; microtubule polymerization. NCBI's taxonomy places the organism in Eukaryota, Metazoa, Chordata, Actinopteri, Beloniformes, Adrianichthyidae. Gene Ontology annotation, cellular component: microtubule. Gene Ontology annotation, molecular function: tubulin binding. The record is from RefSeq and is a predicted model, not a curated record. The coding region runs from base 558 to 1274 and encodes 238 amino acids. The transcript has 5 exons.